AGUCUUUUUUUUUUUUUUUUUUCCCUACCUGUUAACUUCUCUCGUAAGCUCGAGUAUCCAUUUUCCAGCCCCAACACCCACCCACAUUUCCGGCUAUCCACGUCGGUCAAUCAUCACCUGCGACACUCCCAUCACUCACCCCCGCCACUACCACCUCCUCCUCCUCCUCCUCCUCCUCUUUCCGAUCUCCCGGAAAAUCAGUUAAGAAAUCCUAAGAACAAAAUUAUCUGGCUAAAUUGUUCCUGUAUUAAGUUCAAUAGUUAGCAAAUGGAAGAAGGUUCGAUGGAAAUUCCAACUGAAUCAACAUAUGAUAAAAAAAAAGAUAAAACUCCGAUGAAUUUGGGUGAUAAGGGAGAAACAAGUAAUCCGUUGGAGGAUCGGAUUAGUCAACUGCCGGACGCGAUUCUGGUUGACAUCAUUUCCCCGUUGAGGAUUAAGGAAGUAGCAAGGACUAGUGUCCUCUCUAAGAGGUGGAGAUAUUUGUGGACACAUGUUACACGUCUCAACUUUGCUCAUCAUGUUGGUGAACAUCCACGUACCUCCACAAGGACCACAACAGUUAAUCCGUCAAAGAGAAGAAGUCUAAAAGAAGUGACCAGCAGAAGACAACGACUCCGGCUAUUGCGCCAGGGUUUAACACCUUUAAACUUUGGCGAAUUCAGAGUUGGUUCUUCCUCAGAGGGUUCCGGUUCAAGAUCUAGGCACCCCGAUGCGAUUCCAAGACAAAUUGGCCCACCAUCACCACCACCGUGUAUGGUGGUGACUAACGUCCUGCAAUCGCAUCAGGGUCCAACCGUAGAUGGAAUCAGAAUUUGUGGGUCUUGUUAUAACUCGGAUCAUGUUGAUAAUGUUAUAGAAUUUGCAAUUCAAAAGAAAGUUCAAAGGCUUGAGAUAGAGAAAUCGAAAGAAAAAGACGCCAAGUUUUGGGAGAAGCCAUUCAAAAACCCUUUCGGUGUUUCACGCAUUAAGUCCCUUAGACACCUCUCUUUGAAGUACAUAAGUAUAAGCGAUAAAGUUGUUGGGCUGGUUCUAUCCGACUGUCAACUUCUUGAACACCUCAGUAUUUAUGACUCAAGCAAUCUUUGUCUUGUGAAGGCAGUUGGUUCAUCACUCCGGUUGAAGUUCCUACGAGUAAGUUGUUGCCGUAGCUUAGUCAGAGUUGAGAUUUCUGCCCCUAAUCUUGUGUCAUUUAUAUAUGACGGUCCAAAUAUGUAUAGAAGAGGAAUUGUUUUGAAACAUGCACCCAAGCUUGUCAACGUAUCUCUUUCAGAAGACGAACCUGCUAAUAUUACCAAAGAUCUUCUGUCGAUUACCAGAGAUCUUCUGUCGAUCUCAGCUCGAUUUUCAUAUCUACAGACUCUCAACCUGUCGAUGAAUAUGACAAGACGGACAAAUGUUAUGCUCCCACAAUUUCCAGACUUAACUAGUCUCAAAGACUUGUCGUUGACUAUACAUGCCCAAAAUAAUGGGCAAAGUCUCCUGGAUUUGACUUCCUUGUUAGAGCAAUCUCCUUUCUUGCAGAGAUUAACAAUGAAGAUACAAUGGGGAUCUGUUUGCAACGGUUAUACGAGAAACAUGCAGGAGAUUAAAAGAUGUCCUCAUCAAUGCCUUAAGGAGGUGAGAUUUUCUGGGUUCGUUGGGAUGGGCGGGUCAACUAUCGAUACGGAGUUUGCCAUGUACCUGUUGGAAAAUGCUGUAGUACUUGAAAAGUUUACCAUAGAACUUGAAAAGGUCGAAUUAGGUAGAUGGCCCAAUAUACUGAAAAAGUUUGCUACACCGGAGGAGAAAUUAGAAGCAACAAGGGAGCAUGCUUUGCAGCUAAUUGGAACACAACUACCACCAGGAGCGGAUUUGGUUAUCAUAUAAGCCCCCUCAUUUACCUGUUUUUGCAGCAUACUUGAAGCUCUUUUUAGUCUGCAACAUAGUAUUAUUCGCAGUUUGCAAGUUUGUAAUUAGCAGUUUGCAAGUAUUGAUCAUGUAAUCUAUUAAGGUUAUGAGCUGGGCAUGAUCUUGGUUUGUUGAUGUCUUUUUACCCAUAUUUAUUUUAUGAUCAUGACAUUUUGUGAA
This is a messenger RNA of Pyrus x bretschneideri (Chinese white pear), 2067 nucleotides long. Its product is annotated as probable FBD-associated F-box protein At1g32375. The record is from RefSeq and is a predicted model, not a curated record. Gene Ontology annotation, molecular function: protein binding. Lineage: Eukaryota; Viridiplantae; Streptophyta; Magnoliopsida; Rosales; Rosaceae. The coding region runs from base 268 to 1866 and encodes 532 amino acids. The transcript is spliced from 4 exons.